Solanum dulcamara is the source of this 3667-nucleotide messenger RNA. RefSeq lists its product as uncharacterized. NCBI's taxonomy places the organism in Eukaryota, Viridiplantae, Streptophyta, Magnoliopsida, Solanales, Solanaceae. The coding region runs from base 1086 to 2924 and encodes 612 amino acids. The transcript is spliced from 3 exons. The record is from RefSeq and is a predicted model, not a curated record.
AAAACAUUUUUUCCCUCUCUCAAUAUAUGUGAGGCUUUAGGCUUCCCUCACCCUUUUUUCCCCUUUGCCCACAUUUUGCGUGUAUUUCCCGAACCCCAUAAAAACCAAGCAAAGAGAAGAAAAAACCAAAAAACCCAUUUCUUCUCAAACCCUUUUUACUAAAAACCCAAACGAGAUUCUUGAGUUGCAGAAUCGAUUAUCAACCACAGUGAGAUGGUUGUUGUGUAUUAUUAUAUUUGUUGUUAUUGCCGAUUAUCUUGAGAUCUUGUCCUUCCUACAAUGUUCUUCAUUUUGUAGAGCGGACAAGGUAAAUAUACAUAUAUAUAUACUAUAUACUUACUAAAACAAGAAGAACUAGAAAUAGCAUUUUAAUCUGAUUUCAAUUGAUUUUGAUUUCAGCUUGAAAUGUGCCCAUUUGGGUAGUUUGGGAUUUCUGGGUUUUGUCUGGAUUCACUUUUUUUUUUUGAUAAAACAAAGAAAAGGUUGAAUUUUUCACUUUGAUUCCUUUGAAUUUCGACACCCUUUUGGUUUUCUUGGACCUUUUUGUUGGAAUUGGAGUUUUUUGUACUGUUUUUACUUACUGAGACAUUGCUCUUCGUACUGGUCUUGGUGGAAUUUUCUAGGGUUUCCUAAUCGGAUUGCUUACUCUCAAGUGUUGGUUCGAUUGCCUGUGGUUUGAAGAGUUUUCAGUGACCAUUUAUAGGCAGAUCGUCCGUUAAUGGGAGGAUAUUGGCAGGGGAUUUAACCCUGGAAAAUAGAAUGAUUUAGGCAAUGGAAGAGGACUGUAGAUACUUUUAGAAUUGUUGGAAGUUUACCUUGACGGAGUUUGGAAUUACUGUGUUGGAAUCUUGUUUGUAAAAUUUUGAAGUGGAGAGCAAGUUUAAUUUAUUGGGAUUUUGGAUUGAUUGAACGAGAGAGGAUUAAAUGAAAGCGAACUGAAGCUGGAGAGGAAUGUGGGGAUAUGGUGCAUGGAAGGGAGUAUAAUUGCUGGUUCGUUCCGUUACUGGAACACUGCUUUGAGAAGUUAAUUGGAGUUCAUUGUUUUCUGGACCGAGCAUUUUUACCUCGGAGUACAAUUCUGUGCAAUGUCUCGCUGUUUUCCAUUUCCACCACCGGGAUAUGAAAAGAAGCUUAGACCAGAGGAGGGUGACUUAUUAAAAGAGGAGAAAAGAAAGGAUAAAAAACAUAAAAAGGAAAAGAAAGACAAGGAGAAGAGAGAAGGUAAAGAAAAAAGGGAUAGAGACAGAAGUGAUGGGAAACACAGAGAAAAGAAAGAGACAAAGGAUAAACACAGGGACAAGAAGGAAAAACACAAGGACAAAAAGAAGGACAAGGACAAGGAUAAAGAGAAAAGCAGCAUCUCUGAGGAGGGAAGAGUUGCCGUUCCACCUGGGGCUUCUAGUGGAGGGAAGCUUCAUGAGAGAGAUGAACAUAAAGAUAGACAGAUUAGCUCAGAGAAAGGGAGAGAUGAACAUAAAGAUAGACACAUUAGCUCUGAGAAAGCCAAACUCCCAAAUCAGUUUCAUGUCCAGCAUGGAGAGAAGCCCUUUAAGACCAGCCUCUCUGCUGUUGAGGCAGAGGACUCAAAACAUGUGCAGGAGUUUGGCAGGAGAAUCAGAGAUGAAGAGAAGGGUGCGCAAAGUCAGUUGGCGGAGAGAUUUCCAGUUGAGCGGAAAAGAGAUGAAAAGUCAGACAGAGUGGGCAUCAAAGUUUUUGGAAAUUUGGCUGACAAGGAAAAGAACAAGGAGAAAGGAUCUGAUAACAAUAGGAUGGAUGCGGAAACAUUCAAGGGUGAACAUAAAAUUGGAGCUAAUGCAAUACCUCCCAGCCUUUCUACAAUGGCAAAGAGCAAUUUUGAAGGAACUCUUCCACCAUUGGAACAAAUUGUUGGGAAGAAGAGAGAGGAAACACCGAAACCUAAGGAAAGACGUGAUGACAAACCAAGAGAAAAAAACAAGGAUAAAGAAAGGGAAAAGCACAUUCAUGGAAAGCAGAAAGACAAGGAAAAAGAGAAGAAAAAGGAAGAGAAGGCAAAGGAUAAAAGUGAACACAAGAAAAGCCAGAAGGAUAAAUCUAAAGACAACAAUAAGAAUGAUUUUGUUGUUCUUAGUAACAAUAAACCUCCACUUGUAUCCAAGGAAAACAUCGCUGGUACAGCCACCGAGGGAAUUGUCAAAAAGAGAAAGAAUGUUGAAACUAAUGGUUUCCUGCAUGAGAGUGAAGUCAGGCCUGCUAAAUUGCUGCGGCCCUCAUCCUCUCAGCAGCCAACACAGAAUGGAAAGAAAUUGCACCCUCACCCAAAAGCAGACUUGUUUUCCUCUAUUAAACAGGGUGUUGCUUCUGAUAUUAAAGUGGAAAACAAGGAGCACAAGGUAAAUGGCAGUAUAGAAGGUCAGCCAUUGUUCAGUGUUAAGGCAACAGCUUCAUCCACGAUUUCUGGUGCUGAUCAGAUUGCUGAAGCAUCUAAAAAACCAUUGUUCAGUGUUGAGGCAAAGGAUUCUUCCAUGAUUCCUGGUGCUGAUCAGACUGCUGAAGCAUCUAGAAAACCAUUGUUCAGUGUUAAGGCAAAGGAUUCUUCCAUGAUUCCUGGUGCUGAUCAGAUUGCUGAAGCAUCUAGAAAACCAUUGUUCAGUGUUAAGGCAAAGGAUUCUUCCGUGAUUCCUGGUGCUGAUCAGAUUGCAGAAGCAUCUAAAAGACCUCCUCAUCCCGAUUCCAAGUAUGUAAGCCAGAUACUCUCAGUUCCUACAAUGGACGAUUGGUCUGGAUUUGAUGACCAGGAAUGGCUGUCCGGAAGCAAAAGAACUCUGCCCAAGAGUGCCGAAAUGUGUCUAAAUGAAGUCAAUAAGGAACAAUGUGUAUGGUCUGAAGCUUUGCAAAUAGACACUGCUGAUAUUUGUGCUCUGCCAUAUGUUAUACCUUACUGAAUGCUGUUAACAUGAUGAUUUCCAAGGACGAAACUCUUCCAGCGUUGCAGCACCGAGCAAGGUUGUGAUGGUGCUUGUUCUGAAAUUGACUCAAGAUCUUGAUCAAGGCGUCUUCCCCAUACCUAUGAAUUCCAUUAGACCCAUAAACCAUACAUUGGAACACCUCCGUUGAGAUCGUCCAUUAACAAUAGGUUGAUUGUUCUACUCCUAUAUCUUCCCAAACGAAAAGAAGUCUCCGAGAGUUAUCCAUCACCCGCGGAUGUACCUUGCAGUAGCUUAGAUGAAGGGGUGAGGGAGAUCCUUAUUGGCAUAUAUUUUGAUGCAUCCCCCUGGUGAAUUGGAUCGAAAUGGGACAGUGUGUCUAGGAAGAUGCAUAAGCUUGUGCAAGUUUAUUCUAUUUGCUUAAAAAGCUUGGGAUGCUCUUUCACAUUGAGUGUUAAAGAAUUAGCUUUUUGUGGUCUUUAUAACUCCACAAUUUUGAUUUGUAACAUAGUAUUACUAUAGUUGUAAGAUAGAAGGGGACUAAAAGGACAAACAGAAGUUUUAAAAAAAAAGUAGUAGUAGUUGCAUUCAUUUGAUUCACUGAGAUAUAAGGUCUAGUUUAUAAUGGAUUUUCCUUUUUGUGGAAAAUACCACAUAUAAUAUGAGGUUUCAAGUUAAUUGCGACGAAAAUUAUGUACAUUUGGAUGGAAGUAGACCUUUAUUUAGGGAUUUUCUUUUAAUAUUUGAAAUUGGUUCAUGAA